Messenger RNA from Anolis sagrei ordinatus, 3605 nucleotides. RefSeq names its product solute carrier family 25 member 37 (gene SLC25A37). Gene Ontology annotation, biological process: iron import into the mitochondrion. Gene Ontology annotation, molecular function: ferrous iron transmembrane transporter activity. Gene Ontology annotation, cellular component: mitochondrial membrane. The record is from RefSeq and is a predicted model, not a curated record. Lineage: Eukaryota; Metazoa; Chordata; Lepidosauria; Squamata; Anolidae.
GCGCGGCGGCGGAUGGAGCUGAGGUGCGGCGUGGAGGCCGCGGCCAUGACGGCAGUGCCGUCGCCCCCCGCCGAGGCCAGCCCGGGUCCGGCGUCUCCUUCCUCUCCCUCCUCCCCCGAGGGCUGCGGGGAGGCGGAGUACGAGAGCCUGCCCACCGGCGCCUCCCUGGGCACGCACAUGACGGCCGGGGCGGUGGCUGGCAUCCUCGAGCACACCGUCAUGUACCCCGUGGACUCCGUCAAGACCCGGAUGCAGAGUUUGCAACCUGACCCCAAAGCCCAGUACAGGAGUGUGUUUGAGGCCUUGAGGAAGAUUGUCCAAACGGAAGGCUUCUGGCGGCCUUUACGCGGGAUCAACGUGACUGUGAUUGGAGCGGGCCCGGCUCACGCUCUGUACUUUGCCUGCUACGAAAAAAUGAAACGCACUUUAAGUGACAUUAUUCACCAUGGAGGGAACAGCCACCUGGCCAACGGAAUGGCUGGGAGCAUGGCUACCCUACUCCAUGAUGGUGUCAUGAAUCCUGCUGAAGUGGUGAAACAGCGCAUGCAGAUGUACAACUCUCCAUACAAGACUGUCAUGGAAUGCAUCAGGACGGUGCAUAGGACUGAAGGCUUGGGUGCCUUUUACCGGAGCUACACCACGCAGCUCACCAUGAAUGUCCCCUUCCAGGCCAUUCACUUUAUCACCUAUGAGUUCAUGCAGGAGCAGAUCAACCCCCGGCGGCAGUACAACCCUCUCUCACACAUUGUCUCGGGGGCCGUGGCUGGGGCCGUGGCGGCAGCGGCUACGACGCCACUGGACGUCUGCAAAACGCUCCUCAACACCCAAGAGAACAUGGUCCUGAGUUCUAUAAACAUUAGUGGUCACUUAUCAGGAAUGGCCAACGCCUUUAGGACAGUGUACCAGCUGGGAGGGGUCGCUGGGUAUUUUAAGGGAGUGCAGGCACGGGUGAUCUACCAGAUGCCUUCAACCGCCAUUGCCUGGUCUGUCUAUGAAUUCUUCAAGUAUGUGCUUACAAAGCGCGAGAUGAAGAAGGGAAGUCCGUGCUGAUGACUCUGGAGCCCCGAAUCGCCCGAGACAGUGACAUCUCUCUGUGUCUGCACACUCUCCCCACGCUCCUUGGAAAGGUUUCUGGUGGGAUUCACAGUUGAGUUCUGAGACGUAUGUGUGCGUGGGGUGUGAGUUUUGAAAUUCUGGAGCAGUCCCGUCCUCUCCUUUCUCAUAUCUUUUCUUUUUUUUGCAAAACCAAAUUGUUAAAAAGAGAGGUGAAUCCUUAAAACAAGGACUGGUCGUCUUUUGUUCCCCUUGUGGCUAUGAGAAAUGUGGUAAAAAAAUCAUUGUACCGUAUUUUCUGGUGUAUAAGACUACUGUUUAACCCAGGGGUCCUCAAACUAUGGCCCGGGGGCUGGAUACGGCCCUGCAAGGUCAUUUAUCCGGCCCUUGCUCAGGGUCAGCCUAAGUCUGAAAUGACUUGAAAGCACACAACAACAACAAUCCUAUCUCAUCAGCCAAAAGCAGGCACACACUUCCCAUUGAAAUACUAAUAAGUUUAUAUUUGUUAGAACUGUUCUACAUUUUAAUUAUUGUAUUGUUUUUAAGUGGUCUUUGAACAACAAAUAAGAUAUGUGCAGUGUGCAUAGGAAUUCAUUCAUUUUUUUUUUCAAAUUAUAAUCCGGCCCUCCAACAGUUUGAGGGAUUGUGAUCUGGCCCUCUGUUUAAAAAGUUUGAGGACCCCUGGUUUAACCCAAGAAGAUCUUCUCAAAACUCAGGGGUCGUCUUAUACACCGGGAGUUGACUUAUAUGCUGGGAGUAGUCUUAUAUGCUAGGAGUAGUCUUAUAGAACGUGCUGAAACUUCCAAUCCUGAGAUAGAGUGGCUCUGGGCCCAGAAAAACACAUCUCUUUUACCUGUCUGGCCCACCAUUGUAUCCUAUUACCGUCCCUCCUCCUCUGCCUCUCAGAUCUCGCUCCUGAAGACUGCCGUGAAGCAGUGCAGGUGCGCAUGUGCGAGAUCUGAGAGGCAGAGAAGGAGGGACAGUAAUAGGAAAAUUACCACAUUGAAAUCAAUUUUUAUUUGGUGUGCGUUGGAAGAGGGGUAGUCUUAUACGGCGAGUAUAUUCCAAACUAUAUUUUAACUGGAAAAGUUGGGGGUCGUCUUAUACGCCCAGUCGUCUUAUAUGCCGGAAUAUACGGUACUUGUUUUUAUUAUUGUACUGCUUUUUUGGGGGGGGGGGCAAACCCAGAGUAAAAAGCUGUGGGAGGGGACAAAAUUAUUUUGUGUGGUUAACAUAGAAAGGUGAUGCCUUUGAGCUAAUCUUUAUAUAGAGAAAUGCGAUAUACAUGGAUAAUGUUUAUCCUUUAUUUUUCUAUAUCGGUGAAUUGGGUCAUUUUUUUAAAAAAGAAUUAAAACUGUGCGAAUGAGUGAAAAAAGGGCUUUUUGAAAUGGUGAAAAUCACCAUUUGCUGCCCGCCCUGCCUCAUGGAAUGGCUUUAACCAUAUCCCCUUUUCCCCAGCAUCAUAGUGGUAGAGAAGCUGGUGUGUGUGUGUGUGUGUGUGUGUGUGUGUUUCCUCUUCUCUACCCCUCCCAUGCUUAUUAGCUCUUAGUAUAUCUAGCUUGAAAACAACUUGAAAUGAUUUAAAACGUCGACUUACUGAAAAUCUACCUUACAUGUGUGUCUUCCCUAUUAUUGUGUCAGGAUUGGUGGACACUUCUGGGAAUAUUAACCAGUUUUCACCACUGCCAAAGUAGUUUAAUACUCAUCUUUUAGAUGUCGAAUGGUACUUUACCCCUGCCUCCAACUGCAUCUCCGUUCCUGUGUAGAUUUUUUAAAUUUAUUCUUAUUUCUCAUUAAGUUUCCAAUUAGGUUUUUCCUCCUGCCUAUCCCCUCCCAUGCCUUGCUUGCAGGUAUGUGCAAACCUUUUGUGUGUAAGGGAAUGCCUGCAAAGUGUGUUCAUGGGGGGUGGGGGUGCCGAGUUUACAUUCCCAUAAGGCAGGGAUGAACUACUGAGACUUUCCAGAUGUUUUUGGCCAGCAGGCCCAUCAAUGAGGAAUUAUGGGUCAAUUAUGUGGGUAGCUUGAAAACACUUGGAGGGCCGUCGUUGCCCAUCCUUGCCGUAGGAGAGCUCUUGUUUGAGUUGAAAAAGAUGGACGUGGAAAUGUUUGUUGCCAUGUAGCACUAAAGCCUUGGAACCGAAAAGCCUUAGCAGAGGAGAAUGUAAAGUCAAACUUUGCUCCAAAGCCAAAAAAAAAGCAACAACAAAAAGCCACCCUGUGUGCAUUGUGUGUGUACUUGCAGCUAUCUGUACAAUUGAAAGUGUGGAAUUGGUUCAGCACUUGCGGGAUUGAUGUGUGGGCUGCUGUGAAACUUUGCAGCUUUGGAAGUGUUUACAGAAAUGUUUUGUCCAUUCAAAGUAUGGGGGGGGGGGGGGGAUACCUUUGGCUCCCCAGAUGUUUUAUACUAGAACUCCUACAAUGCCUUCCCACUGGCCAUGCCUUUUGAGGUUGAUGAGAAACUUCAGGAUUAAUUAUUAUUAUUUUUACAAAUUUGGGGUAUCAACUUGCAUUUGCGAUGUUACCUGUCCUGAAACACAUAAAAUUUGAAAAUGA